ACUUUGGAGAUUCGUUAAGCUGGAUUAAUGCAUCAUGUCUAACCGGGAUUUCUCCAUUAAAGUCGAACAGUCGCACCCAGAUUUGAGUGAUUUUCGUGAUCUUCCCGAUUUCUGUGAAUUUCGGAACGGAGACCUGAGUAACCAGCGGAAUGCAGGUACGGGAGGAGGAGAAGGGCGAUGCGGCAGUGAUGGUGUGACCAUCGCUAUGAGCAAUGGUAUUACUCGUACCAACAACAUCCCACUCAAUGGGAACGCUACCUUUGGAUUUGGGAGUGCAGGAGGAGGGCUAGAUGAAAUUGGUCUUGAUGGCCAUGAUGGUGGUGGUGGUGGUGGUAGAGGAAGUGGAGGAGGAGGAGGAGGUGGUGGUGGUGGCGGCGGCGGCGGCGGCGGUGGUGAUGGCGACGGCGAUGGAGGCGGACGAAGAGGUAGAGAACGUAGAGAUCGUAAGAAACGAUCAAGUAAGGACACUGUCUCCACUGGCGAAGAUCGUCCUCAACCUCUCGGUCCAGGGCAACUGAAGAUGAAGAUCGACCGACCGGUGUACACCAACCUGGAAUUCAACCACAAGUUUACACCUCAUCAAGAAGUCAAGACAGCCAGGCAACGGAUCGAGAAAAAGAUGAAGCAGUUCAAUUGUGGAAACGCAGUUAAAUCGGCCGCACAAUCGGUGCUUCCUGUGUGCAAGUGGAUACCUGCUUACAAAUUCAGGGAGUAUCUGUCAUCUGAUUUGAUCGCUGGGAUUACCAUGGGCAUCGUCAAUAUUCCUCAAGGUCUUGCCUAUUCCAUCCUUGCCGGACUACCUGCUGUCUACGGUCUCUACACUACGUUCUUUCCUGUUCUUAUCUACUUCUUCAUGGGUACAUCCAAACAUCUCUCUAUGGGUACCUUUGCUGUGGUGAGUCUGAUGUGCCGUGAAACCGUUGGCCGAGUCCUGAUGGAGCGUUUUCCCUCCGCCUCUGCGCUGGAGAUGGGUCCGCCUCUCGACCUGGAGACGGGUCCGCCUGGAGACAAUUUUCAACUCAACGGGACGCAUUCGGGCGACGGCCACAAUCAUGGCGGCACCGACAUCGAAGAGGAGAGGGUGAAGAUACACGUCGCUCUCUGUCUCAUCGUCGGUAUCCUACAGGUUCUGAUGGGUAUUUGUCGAUGUGGCUUUGUGACUGUAUACCUCUCUGAGGCCUUGGUACGUGCCUUCACUACAGGAGCAGCCUUCCAUGUACUGACCAGUCAAGUUCCAUCGGCUCUAGGUAUCAAUGUCCCUGGAAGAUCGCUUGAUGACAAGACCCCGGAAAUCGUAUUUGUAUGGAAACAUCUCUUGACUCAUCUGGGCGACAGCAACACAGCAACAAUCAUCAUCUUCAUGAUAUCAUUCGGUGUGAUCUUCCUGACCAAGGAGAUCAUUGAAAAGUUUAAGCACAGGAUCAAGUUCAACGUCCCCAUCGAGCUCAUCGUGGUAAGUUUUUUUUUUGGCAACAGACAUUAUAGAAAAGGUCAUCGUGGUCAGUCAGGCAAGCCUUGGCGAAGGAAACCUAAAACAUUAUUUGAGGUAUUACGUUGGAUCUUGAAGGGGAACCUGCAAGUGGCCAUCUCCAUCAUUGUAUCCAAAUUCGCCUUCAUGCACAGUCGCUAUGGUGUGGACACUAUCUUCGAGAUCAAAACAGGUUUCCCUGCCCCACGUAUCCCAAGCAUGUUCGGCACUCUCUUCGGUUCGCUGAUUGGUGACAGUUUCGCCAUCGCCAUCGUCGCCUUUGCCCUGUCCGUGUCACUCUCGAAGACCUUCGCUACCAGGAACAACUACGAAAUCGAUGCAAACCAGGAAAUGUUGUCAUAUGGAGUCUCGAACAUUGUCUCAUCGUUCUUCCAUUGUUUUGUCUGCUGUGGAGCUCUUGCUCGUACAUCCAUACAAGAAGCUGUCGGAGGAAAGACACAGAUCGUCACCCUGGUUUCAUCUACUAUGGUCAUGUUGGUAUUGCUCUUCAUGGCUCCAUGGUUCGAACCUCUGCCUAAGUCUGUGCUGGCAGCCAUCAUCUGUGCUGGUCUAAAAGGCAUGUUCCUUCAGUUCAGGGAUCUGCAUUUCUUGUUCCGAUAUUCCAAAUACGAUUUCAUCAUCUGGGUUUCUACCUGGGCCGCUGUGGUCUUCAUCGGAGUCGAUCUCGGUCUCGGAGUCGGCGUCAUCGUCGCCCUCUUCGUCACCGUGGUCAGAACGCAAACACCACACUUCUCCACCAGGGGUAAUGUCAACGGAACCGAACUCUACAAGAACAUCAAGCGAUACCCAAAUGCCAAAGAGUACGACCAAGUCAAGAUCGUCCAGAUGCAGGGCUCAUUGUACUUUGCCAAUGCCGAGAUGUUCCGCAACCAUGUCUACGAUGCCGUGGACAUCAACCCGGUCAAGGUGCUGGUCAAGAUCCAGAAAGCACAGGCCAAAGACAAGAAGAUCCAGAAGAAGACGGAAAACGAAGACGUACCCAUUGACAUCAUUGAACUGACCGGUGCAAACGAGGAGCAAGUCCGAGAACACAACUUGAAGAUCAGAGCCAUCAUCAUCGACUGCGGUCACUUCGGCUUCGUUGACUCGAUGGGAGCUAAGACGAUGGCCGCCUUAGUCAAAGACUUCAAAGCUGUUGGUGUGUGUGUUGUGCUGAGUGGCUGCUCAGAUCACGUGAUGCAAUCUUUGUCCUGCCUAAGUACGAUCAAGAAAGAACUAUUCUAUAUGACCGUUCACGACGCCUGGCUAUCACUUCAGAACAUCCGACUACAGGUGGAGACCAUCAUGAAUGGCGAACCUAUCAAGAAGCGUCCGUCAAGGUGGAAGAGGUUCAGAACAAGGGAGGCGACCAUCUAAGGAGGGGAACCGUAGAGUAGGUGAAGAGAAGAGAAGGAUAAGGGGUAUAUAGAGAGAGGGCAGAAGAUCUAUUGGGAUUCCGAACAAGGGAAGUAACCAUCUCACUUUGGCAAGAUAUUCACCUAUACUGUUGCUACUCUUCACCCGGGUGUUAAAAUGGGUACCCGGUAGGAUGCGACCGACAUUGUUGGUUAAACAGUUUGUGAUCGUCAAGUAACGCCUGGCUGGAAUGCUCCCCAGGGAGUGGAGAAGUUGUGUACACACACUGUGUUCGGACAAGCACUGAAUCCAACGACCAGGGUAAUAGUAAAUCUGUAAAGCGCUUAGAAACGUCCGAGAUGUAUUAAGCGCUAUAUAAAAGCUGAAUAUUAUAUUAUUAUUAACUAAGGAGAGAGCGAAAGUGGGGUGGGGAAGAAGGGACUGGGGUAAAGGAACGGUUAUUUGGAUGAUCUGAAAUGAAAUACGGAUGAAAAGGAAAAGAAACAAGGGGAACAUUUUAAAUUAUGAUUGGCCGGGAGAAGAAAAGCUUGUGCAAUAAGAAGAUAAUUUGGAGAAGAGUUCAACAUUAUGAAAACGAAAAACCCCACGGUAUUAUCAUCGAAAAGACACAAUUACGGGUGUCACAUAGACAAACUCACUGAUGAAAUUUUGCGUUUCAUUUUGAUCGUAUAAAGCAUGUAAAAGUAAUUUAAGAAUGUCAGUUGAAGCUGAUACAUGUAUAUCAUGAUGUUAUCAAAUUUGUAAUUAUGCUGAAUCUGUAUCUCAUUAUAAGAGUGUGGCCAUUACUAUAAGUCAUCUUAAAGUAGCCGAAAAUAUAAAAAAAAAAAAACCAUGGUAAUAUUUACUGUGCAAUAUUUAUUUGCUGUUUACAUGCUCAAACCGCUGUAAUAAAACAAGAAGAGGUUUUAAAAUUGCUUGGAUGCCAUUAUUAAUGAAUUAUCGAUUAAUGUGUAAUGUGAAAGUGUUCAUUUUAUUGUAAUUAUAUUACGUAAUAUACUUGUAAAUAGUAAUUGCUAUUCGAUAAUAUUUGAUUCCACUUAUCGUUAUGAAUGUAUUGAGUGCUGGAACACUGUCAUAUUUUAUCUUUAGAAAAUAACCCUUGCUAAAAAAAACUGAAGAAAUUAUUGUUCAAGAAAACAGCUAGAUACACAAAUUACAGCAUUCUUUUGCAAUGAAUCGACCGUUUUAAGACUGUUGGCAUUUUGUAUUUAGUUGACUUAUCACAAAUAUAAGUCUGCCGUAUAUCUCUCCAAAUUCUUGAUUUUAAAAUAAUAUUGUGUUGAGUUGAGACAUUGUAUUUUUGCGACUGGCUUCUGAUACUCAGGAAAGUUAAUUUUGCAUUACGAAAGAAAUUGAAAUAACAAGCCUCACCGAAAGCCAAUUUUGUAUAAAUAUGUAUCAAUAUUUCGUGUUUGCUCAGAUGAUUUAUGUAAAAAAAAAAAUAUAUAUAAGUCACUACCUUCAUGAUAAAACUUCUUUUAAUUACGAUUACAAAAAUAUGCUGUAAAGACCUACUAUACGUGAUAAGAAAGCUGUUUAUUGUUCUUCACAUCGCAUCUAUCCAUUUUACCUUCUGCAUUAUAUCUUAUACAAUAACUUGCGGGGGAUUUGUUAUUUGUUUUGUUUUGUUUUUGUUUUUCAAAAGCAGCUCCCCCCGAAAACUGAGUUUUUUUCUGCUUUUAGUCACAGGGGAGUCAGUACACUUAGAACUCCCCGCAUUUUCGCCUUAUAUUUGUUGGUGUUUUUAAUUUUUUUAUUGACUUGGCUGACAUUGAAAUCCGACUUUACAUAGGAGUCCAAAAAUAAAAGAGGUGUCGUAUUUUGUAAGUUUUAUAUAUAUCAUUCAUUUCCUUGUAAAUAAAAACACAUAAACAUGAAUCUUCCACAAUCAUGAUGAAUGUAUAGCUGUAAUGCAAACUAUUUUGUACAAUGUGAUUUCAAAUUUUAAGAUUGACAUAGAGUGCCUAAAUACAUCUGUGCCUAUAGCUUUCUGCUUUGAGUAUCAUACGACGUUAAGUGUUCUUGUAUUCGGAGAAAAUGUGAUGUAUGCGAUUUCACAGUGCAAUAAAAUGAAGUAAUCAAAAUUGAA
This is a messenger RNA of Strongylocentrotus purpuratus (purple sea urchin), 4934 nucleotides long. Its product is annotated as prestin. The transcript is spliced from 17 exons. NCBI's taxonomy places the organism in Eukaryota, Metazoa, Echinodermata, Echinoidea, Camarodonta, Strongylocentrotidae. The coding region runs from base 35 to 2845 and encodes 936 amino acids. Gene Ontology annotation, molecular function: oxalate transmembrane transporter activity; bicarbonate transmembrane transporter activity; chloride transmembrane transporter activity. Gene Ontology annotation, cellular component: membrane. The record is from RefSeq and is a predicted model, not a curated record. Gene Ontology annotation, biological process: transmembrane transport.